Molecule: messenger RNA, 1611 nt
Organism: Telopea speciosissima
Lineage: Eukaryota; Viridiplantae; Streptophyta; Magnoliopsida; Proteales; Proteaceae
Product: heat shock 70 kDa protein 17-like
Exons: 4
Coding region: 169-1578 (469 amino acids)
Biological process (GO): negative regulation of hypoxia-induced intrinsic apoptotic signaling pathway; cellular response to hypoxia; endoplasmic reticulum unfolded protein response
Cellular component (GO): endoplasmic reticulum chaperone complex
Molecular function (GO): ATP-dependent protein folding chaperone; ATP binding
Source: RefSeq, a predicted model, not a curated record
UCCUGGUACCUGAAUCCUCGAAACUCAAACUCGAAAUUCUAAUUUCAGGCUUCCAUUUCAGUUUUAAUGGCGGAAAUUCUCCUGCAUUCUUUCACAUAGAGCUCCAAAGCGUCCUUCUUUAGUACGCAUAACUGUCCGAACUUCAAAAUUAACUUAGAUCUGUCGAAAAUGAUGAUCUGGUUUAAGUUCAGUUUAGCAGUUUUGAUUCUUUCGAUUAUUACAAUUCCAUCGGAAUCAGCGGUUUCGAGUAUAGAUCUAGGUUCAGAAUGGAUGAAAGUAGCAGUUGUGAAUCUGAAACCUGGCCAGAGUCCGAUUUCGAUAGCCAUAAACGAGAUGUCCAAGAGGAAAUCCCCUGCGUUAGUUGCAUUCCAAGGAGGGAGUCGUUUGCUUAGUGAAGAAGCGGCAGGAAUUGUAGCUAGAUACCCUGAUAAAGUCUAUUCACAAGUUAGGGAUAUGAUCGGGAAGCCUCAGAAGUAUGUGAAGGAUAUUAUUGAUUCACAAUAUUUACCAUUUGAUUUGGUGGAAGAUUCUAGAGGGGCGGCUGGUAUUAGGAUCGAUGAUGGUGUUACCGUUUAUUCAGCAGAGGAAUUGGUAGCCAUGGUUCUUAGUUAUGGAAGAAAUCUAGCAGAGGUUCAUUCUAAGGUGCCCAUAAAGGAUGCUGUUAUCACGGUUCCGCCUUACUUCGGGCAGGCGGAGAGGAAGGGGUUGCUUCAAGCUGCUGAAUUGGCUGGCAUUAAUGUGCUUUCUCUUAUUAAUGAGCACUCUGGUGCAGCUCUUCAGUAUGGGAUUGAUAAGAAUUUCUCAAAUGAGUCGAGACAUGUUAUAUUCUAUGACAUGGGUUCGAGUGGUACUUAUGCAGCGCUUGUCCAUUUCUCUGCUUAUAGCGCAAAGGAGUAUGGGAAGACCGUCUCCGUCAACCAAUUCCAGGUUAAGGAUGUUAGAUGGAACGCAGCUCUUGGGGGUCAACAUAUGGAAUUGCAUUUGGUUGAAUACUUUGCAGAUGAGUUCAACAAUCAAGUUGGUAAUGGGGUGGAUGUGAGGAAAUCCCCCAAGGCAAUGGCGAAAUUGAAGAAGCAGGUUAAACGUACUAAAGAAAUUCUAAGUGCAAACACAAUGGCUCCAAUAUCAGUUGAAUCUCUUUACGAUGACCGUGACUUUAGGAGUACCAUUACUCGUGAGAAAUUUGAGGAACUCUGUGGAGACCUGUGGGAGCAAUCUCUUAUACCUGUGAAAGAACUUCUGAAACAUUCUGGACUGAAGGUUGAUGAGAUAUAUGCAAUAGAGCUGAUUGGUGGUGCAACCCGUGUCCCUAAGUUACAGGCUAAGCUACAGGAAUUUCUUGGGAGGAAGGAUCUGGACAGACAUCUGGAUGCAGACGAAGCUAUAGUGCUUGGUUCAGCACUUCAUGCAGCAAACUUAAGUGAUGGAAUCAAGUUGAACCGUAAACUAGGAAUCAUCGAUGGUUCCUCUUAUGGAUUUAUGAUCGAGUUAGAUGGGCCUGAUCUUCCGACGGAUGAGGGAAACAAACAGACACUUGUACAGAGAAUGAAGAAAAUCCCUAGUAAGGUGAGUGUGUAAUUUGCAGCUGUCAGCUGUACAAAUUAAAAUAUU